Myxocyprinus asiaticus (Chinese sucker) is the source of this 3046-nucleotide messenger RNA. RefSeq names its product myogenic factor 6-like. Lineage: Eukaryota; Metazoa; Chordata; Actinopteri; Cypriniformes; Catostomidae. Gene Ontology annotation, biological process: muscle organ development; regulation of transcription by RNA polymerase II; positive regulation of myoblast differentiation. Gene Ontology annotation, molecular function: RNA polymerase II cis-regulatory region sequence-specific DNA binding; DNA-binding transcription factor activity, RNA polymerase II-specific; protein dimerization activity. The transcript is spliced from 3 exons. Bases 18 to 737 code for a protein of 239 amino acids. The record is from RefSeq and is a predicted model, not a curated record.
ACACAGCUUGCAACAACAUGAUGGACCUCUUUGAGACCAACUCUUAUUUUUUCAACGAUUUGCGUUAUCUUGAGGGGGACCAUGGGACCUUGGAUAUGCCAGGAGUGUCCCCGCUCUAUGAGGGGAAUGACAGCCCUCUCUCCCCGGGACAGGAUGCAGUCCCGUCCGAAACGGGGUGCGAGAGCAGCGGGGAAGAACACGUUUUUGCGCCGCCGGGGCUUCAGCCUCACUGCGAGGGCCAGUGUCUCAUCUGGGCUUGCAAAAUCUGCAAAAGAAAAUCGGCACCGACUGACAGGCGAAAAGCUGCCACUCUGAGAGAGAGAAGGCGGCUCAAAAAGAUCAACGAGGCAUUUGACGCGUUAAAGAAAAAGACAGUGCCCAAUCCAAACCAAAGGCUACCCAAAGUGGAGAUUUUACGCAGCGCGAUAAACUACAUCGAGAAACUACAGGACUUGUUGCAUACGCUGGACGAGCAAGAUCAGAACUCUGACAGUGACCCUUACACUUAUAACACUAAAGACAACCACGUGGCUGCGAGUGAGAAUCACUGGAAAAAGACCUGCCAAAGCUGGCAGGGGAAUCUAGAUCAUUCCAGCUCCCAGAUGGCCAGUAACAGAGAAGGAGUCGCAGUAGAGACUUCGGCGUCCUGCAGCCUUCGUCGCCUCUCCUCGAUUGUUGACAGUAUUUCCACUGAAGAGACGAAAGCACGCUGCCCCGACCACAUCUUAGAAAAGUGAAGCUCAAAUAUGCAUCUCACAUUUCCGACUUUUUAUUUAUUUCCAUGAGCUAGUGUGAAUGUUUUAAAUGUAAUAGGUGACAUUUUUACAAUAUUAAUUAGUCAUGAAUAAGCAUUAAUAAUAUAAUACUAUAAUAUAAUUAUAAUUAUAAUUGAUGUUAUCAUAUAAUAUAUAAUAACAGAUCAGUAGUUAAUGUACAUUGAAAUACGAAUACAGUAUAAAGCUUUAAAUUAAAGUUUCAAAACAUUUCUAACCAUUUGAAUGUACAUUAAUGUGAUUCUCAUGAAACCUGUCAAGAAAAUGUUCUGGUCAUAUUUAACCCCUAAUCAAAUAAAAAUAAAUAAAUGAUAUUUUACAUUAAGAAAAUAAAACCUUCAUUUAGCACCACUAAACAGAACACAAACAAAGAUUUUUAGAAGAGUAUUUCAGCCAUACAUGUGAAUAGUGACCAGAACACUGUAGGUCCAAAAAGCACAUAAAGACAGCGUAAAAGUAAUCCAUAUUACUCCCGUGGAUAAAUGCAUGACUUCAGAAGUGAUAUGAUAGGUGUGGGUGAAAAACAGAUCAAUAUUUAAGUCCACAAAGAAUGUAAAUCGCCAAAAACAAAAGAAGAAGAAUGUAAAAGUGAAAGUGGAGAUUUAUAGUAAAAAAAAAAAUUUAUAUAUUUAUAAUAGACUUAAAUAUUUAUCUGUUUCUUACUCACACAUAUCAUAACGCUUCUAAAGACAUGGAUUUAACCACUGGAGUUGUAUGGAUUACUUUUAUCACGCAUUUAUGUGCUUUUGGAGCUUCAAAAUGUUGGUACCCAUUCACUUGCAUUUUAUGGACAUACAGAGCUGAAAUAUUUUUCUAAAAAUCUUUGUUUGUGUUCAGCAGAAGAAAGAAAGUCAUGCACAUCUGGGAUGGUAUGAGAGUGAGUAAAUGAUGAGAGAAUUUUCAUUUUUGGGUGAACUAUCUCUUUAAGAUUUUUUGCAUUGUGACAUUAUUUUCAGGACACUAAAGCACAUUUUACCCCCUAAUUCUCAUUAACACAUAACACAUCUGGACAUUUUUAUUUUUACCAUUCCCAUUGUUUUCCAAGAUAAUUCUCAUUACCAUAACAUGGUCAUGUUUUUUUUGUUUUGUUUUUUUUAAAUUAAUUUAUUUUUAUUAUUAUUAUUACAAUAAUAUAUAUGCUUAUGUUCAAAGAUUUUCUUGAUUAAAAUCUGUGAAACUGGAAAGCACUACUGAUGAUGUAGGCCUAUGAAUACUUUACAGUUUAAAUAUAUAAUUUUUUCAUGUUGCGGUAAUGAGAAUAUUAGCUAUAAUGACUAUCUUUUUUUGCAUUGCAGUAAUGAGAACUGGGCAAUGGGGUAAAAUGUGUGAAGCUGUCAGAAAAUAAUGUCGCACUGUAAAAAAUCUCAAUGGCCAUAAAAAAUAGGCUAAAUGUAAUUUCAUUUUGUUUCUUGGUGUUUGAUUUUGAAAUAAAAUAGGACCAGGACUUUUUCUUAACAGGUUUAGUGAGAAUAACGUUUUUAACUUUAAGAAUAAGGUUUUUAAAUGUUAUUAAUGAAAGCUAUUAUGAAGUGUUACAAUGUAAUAGUCUGUAUUCUUUCAUAAUUUUGAACAUUCAUUUGCUGUACGUGAUUCCAGGUUAUUUUCAGGGUCAUUAUCACAGGCAGAAUGAUUCCUGUCCAUUUAUAUGGUCUUCCUAAAAAUGCAAAUGUACAUAUUUUGUAAUAUAUUGCUAUUACUUAAAUUAUUUUAUAAAUUAAAGAGAGAGAAAGAGAGAGAGAGAGAAAAAAAAUGAAUUUUAAGAGCACUGCCAGGUAUCUUUCCAACAUUAAACAGUAAACUGCACAUAAAAUUUAAAAAAAUGUUCUCUGUAUUUAUGUUGUAUUAUUUUAUUAAAUGUUUAAGUGUGGUCUGUUGGAGAUGCCCAUGUCACCAAAUUAUGUGCCUGCUUCAGUCUAAUGAAAUAUUUAUUCUUGAAGUCAAAUAUUCAACAGAUAUAUAUAUUAAUUUGCAGCCAUGUAAAAGUUGGUUUGUUAAAUUUGUUUAAUUUUUAAAGUAAUUUAUUUGGGGUUCAAUACAAGUUAAUCUAGAUCGACAGCAUUUGCGGUAUAAUGUUGAUUUCUUUUCUUUCUUUCUUUUCAUUACUUUUCUUUCAAAUAAAAAAGAAGCAAAAACUGCAGUUAUGCGAGGCACUUACAAUAUAAGUGAAUGGGGCUUUUACACUUUUCUGUGUAAAGUUACAGCCAAUUUUACAACUUCAUUGCCAUGACGACAUAAUGCGGUAAACCCUGUAAUCCCAGUAAAUUGCGAUUUUA